AUGGAAAUAAACCAAGUGGCCCUCAGGGAAGGACUGGAAUCAGAAGAAAGUGAUGCUCGGCAUUCAGCACAUGGCAGCACAGGGAGUAGGAGGUCCAGGACCGGUUCCAGAAGGAUGAACCUGAUACAGGAAUCUGUGUUACGACAAGAGGUCACAACACAAAGAAGUCAAGAUACUCUAAACAAUAUGACAGCCAUGAUGCAAUGGCAGGUCAACAGGCAAUUCAGGAAGGAUCGAGAGGCUGCCAUGGCCAGAAUUCCCAAUCCCGAUGAGGUGGUCCAGCAACUAGACCUUCCCUAUGGUCCCCCACCAGGGUUGGCGUGGCCAUAUCAAGAGAAUCCUCUUGUUGCACAGAUAGUUGGGAUCCCGGAACGGGGAGGAAUCCAGGCUGGACACAGGGAAGUGGCUUUUCCUAUCCAAGAACGUCUGGCCCCAAUACGGCCAGAAGGUCCUGCGCCAGGACAAGUUCCACAGAAUCAGCAAGAGCCUCAGCCUGCUCCGCAACAAGCGGUCCCACAAGAUCACCCUAUGGAAAUUCUGCCUGAACAGCCAGCAGUGGUACCCUACAGGCCCAGAAGGAUGGACCCCAAUCCAUUCCCUCCACCUGCAAGAGGAAGGAGAGGAAGAGGGGGAAAUUACCCUUAUGUUAAUAACGACAGGAACAGGCAGGGGCCAAACUGGAGGAACCACCCAGGCCCGGAGGAACCGGAGGAGCACAGGGAAGAGGUUCUGCCUAGACCAUAUAGGGCAGAACCACGUUUCGAUCAUGCCCAGCCAGAACAGGGACAAAACCUUCCCCCCGUUAAUGCUCUAAAUGACGUGGGGGCAUUACAGAGGAUGAUCAGGGAAAUGAUGGAGCCUGAGGCCAGGAGGGGGGAAAGGCCCACCUAUAGGAAGCCAUAUCCACCUUACAUUGACCAGAUACCCUUGUCCCCAGGCUUUAAAGUACCAAACUUCACUUUAUUCAACGGAGAGGAUCCCCAUGCUUCAUCAGUUGAGCACGUAGGCAGAUUUUCUACCCAAUGCAUAGCCAUAGAGAAUAACCCAUUGCUAAAGCUAAGGCUUUUUGGGAAUUCUCUCUCUGGACAAGCUUUCACUUGGUACACUACUCUGCCAGCAAAUUCCAUUCAGACAUGGGAGCAAAUGGAGAGCGUCUUCCAUGACUACUAUUACAGGAUUCAGCCAGAAGUCACCAUCAGUGACCUUGCAGCUCUCAAACAGAGUGAAGAUGAACCUGCCCAAGACUUUAUAAACAGGUUCAGGAAGCUCAAAAUGAAGUGCCGAAUCCCCAUCGAAGAAAGACACUUCAAUCAAAUGGCUCAGGCUGCCCUCAAAAUCUCUCUGAGGAAAAGAUUUGAUGGGAUGCUGUUUGGAGAUCUGGCAGAACUGGCAGAUAAAGCGGCCAAGUACGAGGAAUUGCUCAGAGAGGAACAGCAGAAGAGAAACUCUUCCAAAGGCACGUAUUAUAAAUCCCCUUCUUCCUCAAUACAUAUGAUUGAGGUAGAGUCAGAAGAAGAUGCGGAGGAAUCAAAGGAGAGAGAAGUUGCAGUUGCGGAAAUGGCAAAAUUAAAGCAUCCCAUCAGUUGUAAAACUCUUACAAAACCUCCAAGGGAUCAGAAGCCGCCACCAUUCACAGGAGGGUUUGUUCCAAAUAAACCCAUGCAGAACAAAGUGUAUUCCUUCGAUCUAACCAAAGUAGAUGCCUUGUUCGAUGAAAUGUUGCUACAGAAAGCAAUAGAGACACCUCACAGAAUGCCCAAGCCAGAAGAACUCAAGGGCAGACUUGGAAUCAUUCUACCAAUAGUUGUGUUGUUUUCAGAGAUGUCAUACAGGAAGGAAUAA
Molecule: messenger RNA, 1842 nt
Organism: Prunus armeniaca (apricot)
Lineage: Eukaryota; Viridiplantae; Streptophyta; Magnoliopsida; Rosales; Rosaceae
Source: the annotation of a GenBank genome assembly